This is a messenger RNA of Cervus elaphus (red deer), 12791 nucleotides long. RefSeq names its product MAX dimerization protein MGA (gene MGA). The coding region runs from base 755 to 10102 and encodes 3115 amino acids. Gene Ontology annotation, molecular function: protein dimerization activity; DNA-binding transcription factor activity, RNA polymerase II-specific; RNA polymerase II cis-regulatory region sequence-specific DNA binding. Gene Ontology annotation, biological process: regulation of transcription by RNA polymerase II; cell fate specification; positive regulation of DNA-templated transcription. The record is from RefSeq and is a predicted model, not a curated record. The transcript is spliced from 24 exons. Gene Ontology annotation, cellular component: MLL1 complex; nucleus. NCBI's taxonomy places the organism in Eukaryota, Metazoa, Chordata, Mammalia, Artiodactyla, Cervidae.
AUCUAGUUCCCUGACCAGGGAUUGAGCCCAGGCCCCCUGCAUUGGAAGUGUGUCUUAACCACUGGACGAGCAGGGAGUCCCAAAAUUCAACAUUUUAAAGGAUACAUUAACUGGUUUUUAGUUCCUGAACAUUUCCAUCACUCUUAUAGAAAACCCCAAACUGUUAACAAUUGUCCUAAUUAAUCCUCUCCCUUUUCACUGUCAACCACUGAUCUACUUUAUAGAUUUGCCUAUUCUGGACAUUUCUUAUAAAUGGAAUCAUACAGUAUAUGUGUUUUUUUUGUGUAACUUUUAUGAAUUAACUAAUUUAAGGUUUCUUUUUUUGGGGGGGGGGUAGGUUGUAUGGUCAUGAGAUAAAAAAUUUAGAAAGUGUCAGAGUAUUUUUCCAGCCACCCUGUUUUCCCUUAAUAAAGUCAAUACUACCAGUUCCUCUUCUGUCUUUGCAGGUAGUCUGUGUCAGGCAAAUACAUACAUAUUCUUUUCUUUCUUUGGCUUUUUCUUUGUUUAAACUUAUAGAAGUAUAUAGCAUAAUCUAUAACUCUUUUGAACUUUAUGCCCUUUGUAUAUCUUUUAGAUAAUGUUAAUUUGUCUAUAAGAUUUAUAAUUCUCUUUUCUGGCUGCAGAAUAUCCCACUCUUUCAUAGUACCACCAUUUAUUACAGGUGUGGAUGUCCACCAUUUAUUACAGGCUGGGAAGGCCAUUAUAAUUAUGUGGUAACUACAAUUAUCUUACUACUGAUUUUCCCACUGGAAUCAUGGAGGAGAAACAGCAGAUUAUAUUGGCUAAUCAAGAUGGUGGGACAGUGCCAGGAGCAGCACCUACCUUCUUUGUCAUCCUGAAACAGCCAGGAAAUGGCAAAACUGAUCAAGGGAUUUUGGUUACUAAUCGGGAUGCCUGUGCUUUGGCUAGCAGUGUGUCAUCACCAGGAAAAUCUAAAGGAAAGAUUUGCCUUCCAGCUGAUUGUACUGUAGGAGGAAUCACUGUCACCUUGGAUAACAAUAGUAUGUGGAACGAAUUCUAUCAUCGAAGCACAGAGAUGAUUCUGACAAAGCAGGGAAGACGCAUGUUUCCUUACUGUCGUUAUUGGAUAACAGGUUUAGAUUCAAAUAUGAAAUAUAUCCUUGUCAUGGAUAUAUCUCCUAUGGAUAAUCACCGUUAUAAAUGGAACGGUCGCUGGUGGGAGCCCAGUGGGAAGGCUGAGCCCCAUGUUUUGGGGAGGGUUUUUAUUCAUCCAGAAUCUCCUUCCACAGGUCAUUAUUGGAUGCAUCAACCAGUGUCUUUCUACAAACUCAAACUUACAAACAAUACACUGGACCAAGAAGGGCAUAUUAUCUUGCACUCUAUGCAUCGCUACUUGCCACGGCUUCACUUGGUGCCUGCAGAAAAGGCUACUGAAGUGAUACAAUUAAAUGGCCCUGGUGUCCACACUUUUACCUUCCCACAGACUGAAUUCUUUGCCGUAACAGCUUAUCAAAACAUUCAAAUUACCCAGUUGAAAAUAGAUUACAAUCCAUUUGCUAAAGGCUUCAGGGAUGAUGGCCUGAAUAGUAAGCCCCAGAGAGAUGGAAAGCAAAAGAACAGCUCUGACCAAGAAGGGAACAGUGUUCCCAGUUCUCCUGGUCAACGGGUCCGUCUUACAGAAGGUGAGGGGUCAGAGAUGCAGCUAACAGAUUUGGAUCCUUUAUCAAGGGGUCAGGAAACAUCAGGCAAGGGUUUGGAGACGCCUUCCCUUAAUAUAAAGCGAGAUUUUCUUGGUUUCAUGGAUAUUGAUUCAGCACUUGGUGAAGUCCCUCAGUUGAAGCAAGAGGUUUCUGAAAGCCUUGGCAACAGUUUUGAAGAUGGCUCCCAUGUAACGUCACCAUUAAACCCAAAUGAAAACUUCAAUGUUGUCAUUAAAGAAGAGCCUCUGGAUGAUUAUGAAUAUGAACUUGGUGAGUGCCCAGAAGGGGUCACUGUGAAACAGGAAGAGACAGAUGAGGAAACAGAUGUAUACUCAAACAGUGAUGAUGAUCCUAUACUAGAGAAACAGCUGAAGAGGCACAAUAAAGCUGAUAACCUAGAAGCUGACCAUCCAUCUUCUAAAUGGCAACCAAAUAGCCCAUCAGGUGUUGCUAAAGCUAAAAUGUUCAAAUUAGACGCUGGAAAGAUGCCAGUAGUCUAUCUGGAGCCCUGUGCUGUCACCAAAAGCACAGUGAAGGUUUCUGAGCUCCCUGACAACAUGCUUUCCACAUCUUGGCAGGAUAGAUCUUCUCUGUUGACAGAAUUAGACUAUUUGCCUGCGUACAUUGAAAAUUCUAAUGAGACUGGCUUCGGCUUAGGCAGAGAAUCAGAAAAUGAUCUUGGAAGCCAUUCACCAGAUACCAGAGUGGUACAAAAAUAUCCCUCACUUAAAGAAGCUGAGUGGAAAUACCCUGAUAUAUCUGGCAGUGUUAACACAGAAAAACUACUUGAUGGUUCAAAGAGUUCAGUUGAGGACUCGUUUUUAGGAAAAGAGGACUUGGGCAGAAAGAAAACUAUGCUUAAGAUUUCAGCGGCUCCCAGAAUUGUGAAUGCUAAUCAGAAUGCCCCUCCAAAUGUCCCUGGAAAAAGAGGAAGGCCACGAAAACUGAAACUGUCUAAGGCAGGGCGGCCACCUAAAAACACAGGAAGAUCUUUAACUUCUACAAAGAACACUCUUACGGGCCCUGGGAGUACCUUUCCAGAUGUGAAACCUGAUCUGGAAGAUGUAGAUGGUGUUCUCUUUGUUUCCUUUGAAUCAAAGGAAGCUCUAGAUGUUCAUGCAGUUGAUGGAACAAAUGAAGAAUCUUGUAGUCUUCAGGCAUCAGCUGCAAAUGACCCAGGUUGCAGAGCAAGAAUUUCCCACUUGGAAAAGGAAUUGAUAGAAGAUUUGAAGGCCUUGCGGCACAAGCAGGUCAUACAUCCUGGUCUUCAAGAAGUGGGUUUAAAAUUGAAUUCAGUGGAUCCAACAAUGAGCAUUGAUCUUAAGUACUUGGGAGUGCAGCUACCUUUGGCUCCAGCCACUAGCUUUCCAUUCUGGAACCUUACCGGAGCCAACCCUGCCUCUCCUGAUGCUGGAUUUCCCUUUGUUUCUAGGACAGGGAAGACCAAUGAUUUCACCAAGAUCAAGGGGUGGAGGGGAAAGUUUCAUAGUGCUUCUGCAUCUAGGAAUGAAGGUGGAAAUUCUGAAGGUCCAUUGAAAAACCGUUCUGCUUUCUGCAGUGAUAAGUUGGAUGAAUACUUGGAAAAUGAAGGCAAGCUGAUGGAAACAAGCAUGGGUUUCUCUUCCAAUGCUCCCACGUCGCCUGUGGUAUACCAGCUUCCCACCAAGAGUACCAGCUAUGUUCGAACACUUGAUAGUGUGCUGAAGAAGCAGUCUACCGUUUCCCCUUCUACCUCUUACUCUUUGAAACCUCAUUCUGUACCCUCUGUCUCUAGAAAGGCAAAGUCUCAAAACAAACAGGCAACUUUCAGUGGCCGAACUAAAUCAUCUUAUAAAUCCAUUUUACCAUACCCUGUUUCACCAAAGCAGAAACACACUCAUAUGAUUCCCGGAGAUAAAAUUACCAAGAAUUCUUCAAGCACCACCUCAGAAAACCGGGUGAAUAAUUUGAUUGUGCCAACUUUAGAUGAAAAUACAUUUCCAAAGCAAAUUAGCUUGCGGCAGGCACACCAGCAGCAGCAGCAGCAGCAGCAGCAACAGGGAUCUCGCCCCCCAGGCUUGUCUAAAUCUCAAGUGAAGUUAAUGGAUCUGGAAGACUGUGCACUUUGGGAAGGAAAACCAAGGACCUAUAUCACUGAAGAGCGAGCAGAUGUAUCCUUAACAACUCUGCUUACGGCUCAAGCAUCUCUCAAAACUAAACCCAUCCACACGAUCAUAAGGAAACGAGCCCCUCCAUGCAACAAUGACUUCUGUCGAUUGGGGUGUGUAUGUUCAAGUCUAGCUUUGGAGAAGCGCCAGCCUGCUCACUGCCGCCGACCAGACUGCAUGUUUGGCUGCACCUGUUUGAAAAGAAAAGUUGUACUUGUUAAAGGGGGAUCCAAAACUAAGCAUUUCCAGAGGAAGAGUGCUCAUCGUGAUCCAGUAUUUUAUGAUACUUUGGGUGAGGAGCAAAAAGAAGAAGGAGAAGAGGGAGUCAAAGAGGAGGAAGAACAAUUGAAAGAGAAAAAGAAGAGAAAGAAGCUAGAGUACACUAUCUGUGAAACAGAACCUGAGCAGCCUGUCCGACAUUACCCACUCUGGGUGAAAGUAGAAGGUGAAGUAGACCCAGAGCCAGUGUACAUCCCAACGCCUUCUGUCAUUGAGCCUAUGAGACCUUUGUUGUUGCCUCAGCCAGAAGUUUCAUCUACUACUGUGAAGGGCAAACUGCUCACUGGAAUUAAACCUGCGAGGGCAUAUACUCCCAAACCCAAUCCUGUGAUUCGGGAAGAAGACAAGGAUCCAGUCUACUUGUACUUUGAAAGUAUGAUGACUUGUGCCCGAGUUCGAGUGUAUGAACGAAAAAAAGAGGAAGAGAGAGAACCAUCACCAUCACCAUCCCCAUCAUUUCAGCAGCAGGACUCAUGUCAUUCUAGUCAUGAGAACUGUAGUGUAAAGGAGCCAGCUUCUGAACAGCAGCCUUUGAAACCACUCACUUGUGACCUGGAGGAUGAUUCUGAUAAAUCACAAGAAAAGAGCUGGAAGUCUUCCUGCAAUGAAGGGGAAUCAGCUUCUACCUCCUAUGUGCAUCAGAGGUCACCUGGUGGUCCCACCAAACUGAUCGAGAUCAUCUCAGACUGCAACUGGGAGGAGGAUCGGAACAAGAUUUUGAGCAUCUUAUCCCAGCACAUCAAUAGCAACAUGCCACAGUCACUUAAGGUGGGCAGCUUCAUCAUUGAGUUGGCUUCUCAGCGAAAGAGCCGGGGUGAAAAGAAUCCUCCUGUUUAUUCUUCUCGUGUGAAAAUCUCUAUGCCAUCAUGUCAAGAUCAAGAUGAUAUGGCUGAGAAAUCUGGAUCAGAGACUCCUGACGGUCCAUUAUCCCCUGGGAAAAUGGAUGAUGUCUCUCCCGUGCAGACAGAUGCCCUGGAUUCAGUGAGGGAGAGAUUACAUGGAGGCAAAGGUCUGCCCUUUUAUGCAGGGCUUUCUCCUGCAGGGAAGCUUGUGGCCUAUAAACGUAAACCCAGUUCAAGCACAUCUGGGCUUAUCCAGGUUAAUGGUAAGAGUUACCCGCAGGCUAAGUUGCUAUUGGGACAGAUGGGGGCAUUGCAUCCAGCCAAUAGGCUAGCUGCUUAUAUCACAGGCAGGUUGCGACCCUCAGUCCUGGACCUCUCAACCCUCAGUACUGUCAUCUCCAAGGUAGCAUCCAAUGCCAAGGUGGCUGCAUCCAGGAAACCACGUACCCUGUUGCCUUCAACAUCCAAUUCCAAAAUGGCAUCAUCUUCUGGCACUACAACAAAUCGCCCUGGGAAGAAUCUGAAGGCGUUUGUCCCAGCGAAAAGACCAAUUGCGGCUCGACCCUCUCCUGGUGGUGUGUUCACACAGUUUGUGAUGAGUAAAGUUGGAGCCCUGCAGCAGAAGAUCCCUGGAGUUAGCACACCCCAACCCCUAACAGGGCCACAGAAGUUCAGUAUCAGACCUUCUCCAGUAAUGGUCGUCACACCUGUGGUUUCUUCUGAGCCAGUUCAGGUGUGCAGCUCUGUGACUGCUGCUGUCACUACCACCACCCCUCAAGUGUUUUUAGAAAGUGUUCCUGCUGUGAUACCUACGACUGCUCUAUCUGACGUGGGAACUAAAGAAACUACUUAUUCUUCUGGUGCCACCACUGCAGGGGUUGUUGAGGUCACUGAAACUAAUACCAGCACCCUUGUAACACCUACCCAGUCUACAGCCACUUUGAACCUUAUCAAAACGACUGGGAUAACUACCCCUGUGGCUUCAGUUGCUUUUCCUAAGUCUUUGGUAGCAUCUCCUCCAACCAUAACUCUUCCUGUUGCUUCCACUGCCUCCACCUCCAUAGUCGUGGUGACCACAGCUGCAUCUUCUUCCAUGGUGACCACACCAACUUCAUCUCUGAGCUCUGUUCCCAUUAUACUCUCGGGAAUUGAUGGGAGUCCACCAGUGAGCCAGAGACCAGAAAAUGCCCCUCAGAUUCCAGUGGCUCCUCCACAGGUUUCUCCUAACACAGUGAAACGUGCUGGACCUCGAUUGUUGUUGAUUCCAGUGCAGCAGGGUUCUCCUACUCUUAGACCUGUCCCAAACACACAACUUCAGGGACAUCGGAUGGUCUUGCAGCCUGUUAGGAGUCCAAGUGGAAUGAACUUAUUCAGGCACCCUAAUGGGCAGAUUGUCCAGCUUCUCCCUUUGCAUCAGCUUCGAGGAUCUAAUAACCAGCCCAACUUACAGCCUGUCAUGUUUCGGAACCCAGGGUCUGUGAUGGGAAUCCGUUUACCCACUCCUUCCAAACCUUCAGAGACUCCACCUUCUUCGGCUUCGCCUUCUGCUUUCUCCGUUGUGAAUCCUGUAAUUCAGGCUGUUGGAUCUUCUCCAGCAAUGAAUGUUAUCACUCAGGCACCAUCCUUGCUUUCUUCUGGAACUAAUUUUGUGUCUCAGUCUGGUACAUUGACUCUGAGGAUUUCCCCUCCUGAACCACAAAGUUUCACAAGUAAAACAGCCUCUGAAACCAAACUGACCUAUAGUUCAGGAGGGCAGCCUGUUGGUACAGCCAGUCUUAUUCCUCUCCAGUCUGGUAGUUUUGCCUUGUUGCAGCUCCCAGGACAAAAGCCUGUUCCCAGCUCCAUUCUUCAACAUGUUGCUUCACUUCAGAUGAAAAAAGAAUCUCAGAAUGCAGACCAGAAAGAUGAAACAAGCUUUUUAAAAAGAGAGCAAGAAACUAAGAAAGUUCUGCAGUCAGGAGGAGAAGCUGUAGAGCCUGAGACUAAUAUAAUAAAACAAAACUCAGGAGCUGCUGUCUCAGAAGAAACUUUGAAUGAUUCCUUGGAAGAUGGGGGUGAUCAUUUGGAUGAAGAAUCCCUUCUAGAAGAAGGGCCUGCAGCUGUUAAACCUUCUGAGCAUGUCUAUAGCACUGGCUCACACGCAGGUGAAGACUAUAAAGAUGUUGAGGAAGAAUAUGGGGUUAGGAACCGUAACAGUUCCAAAGAAAAACUGACUGUUCUAGAAGUUAAGACCAUUUCUGGAAGAGCCAGUAACAUGACAGUCCAAAGUGUGAAUAAUGUGCAACUUAAAAAACUUGGUGAUGUGAAAGUGGAACAGCAGAAAGGCUUAGACAAUCCAGAGGAAAAAUCAAAUGAAUUUCCAAUUAUCUCUAAAGAAGAAAGCAAAGUUGAAUUUUCAGGCAGUAGAGUUGUGGAGCAGCAAUCUAAUCCAAAGCCAGAGGCCAAGGAGAAGGGAUGUGGAGAGCCUCUGGAGAAGGACAGCAUUAGGGAGAGGUGGAGAAAACACCUAAAGGGCCCUUUGGCCCAGAAAUAUGUUAGAACUUCACAAGAAGGCAAGAACAAGACAAACGAGCAGUUAAUUAAAGAAACAAAAACUUGUAAGGAAAAUUCAGAUGUGUUUCAACAAGAACACAGUAUCUCUGAUUUACUUGGAAAAAGUGGAACUACUGAGAAUGCCAGAAUUGUAAAAACUGAAUGUGAUUCUUGGAGUAGCAUUUCUAGUCCUACAACCUUCUCCAUUGUCCCCAGGAGAGCUGCCAAAGGGAGCAGAGGGGACGGACAUUUUCAAGGUCACUUACUGCUCUCAGGAGAACAGAUAAAACCAAAGCAAGAGAAGACGGGUGGGAGAAGCAGUACUGACUUCACUGUCUUGGAGUUGGAAGAGGAUGAUGAAGAUGAGAAUGAGAAAACCGAUGAUUCUAUUGAUGAGAUUGUGGAUGUUGUUUCUGACUACCAGAGUGAGGAGGUUGAUGAUAUAGAAAAGAAUAACUGUAUAGAAUACAUUGAGGAUGAUGAAGAACAAGUGGAUAUUGAGACUGUAGAAGAGCUCCCUGAGGAAAUUAAUGUCGCCCACAUGAAGAGCACAACUGUCCAUACAGAGAUUUUGAAACAGCCGUGCCGUACGCCUGUCUCUGCAGAUGAAAAAGCUACUGAAAGGAGUCGAAAGGCUGCACAAGUUCCUCUAAAGCUAAAACCUGAUUAUUGGAGUGAAAAACUACAGAAAGAAGCAGAAGCUUUUGCGUAUUAUCGCCGGACACACACUGCCAAUGAACGCCGCCGCCGUGGUGAAAUGAGAGAUCUCUUUGAGAAGUUGAAGAUCACAUUGGGGUUACUUCAUUCUUCCAAGGUUUCCAAAAGUCUCAUUCUUACUAGGGCAUUCAGUGAAAUUCAGGGGCUAACAGAUCAGGCAGACAAGUUGAUAGGACAGAAGAAUCUCCUGACUCGCAAACGGAAUAUUUUGAUACGGAAAGUAUCAUCUCUUUCAGGUAAGACAGAAGAAGUGGUCCUGAAGAAGCUAGAGUAUAUUUAUGCAAAACAACAAGCAUUAGAGGCACAAAAGAGAAAAAAGAAGAUGGGAUCAGAUGAGUUUGAUGUGUCUCCCAGAACUAGCAGACAGCAGGAAGGAGCUUCUGCAUCAUCUGUAGAUCUCGGACAGAUGUUUAUAAAUAACAGGAAGGGGAAGCCUUUGAUUCUUUCCAGAAAAAAAGACCAGGCCACAGAAAAUACCUCACCCUCUAAUACUCCACACACCUCUGCCAACAUUGUGAUGACUCCACAAGGGCAAUUGCUCACCUUGAAAGGUCCCCUAUUCUCAGGACCAGUGGUUACUGUUUCUCCUGCUCUCUUAGAAGCAGAUCUGAAACCUCAAGUUGCCAGUAGUGCUGUGGCUCAAUCAGAAAAAGACGACUUAUUUAUGAUGCCAAGAAUUGUUAAUGUGACAUCAUUGGCAACGGAGGGAGGUUUGGUAGAUAUGAGUGGCAGCAAAUACCCCCAUGAAGUUCCUGAUGGCAAGCCACCUGACCACCUGAAAAACACUGUCAGGAGUGAGGAUAACUCCUGUGAAGAUUUGGGCAGAAUCUCUUCCAGAGGCAACCAUAGAGAUGUCAGAAUGGCACUGGGUACAGCACAGGUUUAUCUGUCACAUAAAGAUUCUGGUUUUCCACAAAUAGUUGAUGUUUCCAGUAUGCAAGAAGCACAAGAAUUCUUACCCAAAAAGAUUUCUGGUGAUACCAGAGGGAGUCAGCAUAAAUGGAAAGAGAGUGAAUCAAGACGGGAGAGACUGAAGACAAAGGAGUCUCCAUUUCAUAAAUUAAAGAUGAAAGAUCUCAAAGACUCAAGCAUAGAGAUGGAAUUGAGAAAGGUAGCAUCAGCUAUAGAGGAAGCAGCAUUGGAUCCCAGUGAACUGCUAACUAGUAUGGAAGAUGAGGAUGAUACUGAUGAGACACUGACAUCUCUGCUCAAUGAGAUUGCCUUUCUUAAUCAGCAGUUAAAUGAUGACUCUGUUAGCCUGGCUGAACUGCCUAGCUCUCUGGAUACAGAGUUCCCAGGGGAUGCUCGCCGGGCUUUUAUCAGUAAGCUUCCUCCUGGGAACAGAGCAACUUUUCAGGUUGGCCACUUGGGAACUGGUUUGAAGGAAUUGCCUGAUGUGCAAGGGGAGAGUGACUCUGUCAGCCCCCUCCUCUUGCACUUGGAAGAUGAUGACUUUUCUGAGAAUGAAAAGCAACUUGCAGAACCAGCCUCUGAACCAGAUGUGCUUAAGAUUGUCAUUGACUCUGAGAUAAAGGAGUCCCUCAUUUCCCACAGGAAAGCGGGUGAUGAAGGGAAGAGUACUUCUGGCAUCCCUGCCGAGCCUGAAAGUGUGUCCUCACCCCCCAUCCUACACAUGAAGGGUGGCGUAGAAAACAACAGCACAGAUACUUUGUGGAGGCCGAUGCCAAAGUUGGCACCUCUAGGUUUAAAAGUAGCUAAUACUUCCAGUGAUACAGAUGGUCAGAGUCUCAAGGUGAUGCCUUGUUUGGCACCUGUAGCUGCCAAAGUUGGGUCAGUUGGACACAAAAUGAACUUAACAGGGAAUGAUCAGGAAUGCCGGGAGAGCAAGGUGAUGCCUACAUUGGCACCUGUUGUGGCCAAACUGGGCAACACUGGGGCCUCGCCAAGUUCUGCAGGGAAAUGAACUUAGUUGUCCUCAGGCAGAAGCCAGGCUGUGAGGGGAAACCUCCUUUCUCUGCAGGCACCUGUUUGUUUGUAUCAUGGAACUGUGAUCCUUGACUUUGAAAUGUGGUGAAUGAUGGUAGAGAAAGGGGGUAGGGUGCUGACGUCCGUAAAAGAAAUUAACUACUAUGAAAUUCUGAUCAUGUUAAAAUGUGUUACCUCACUUGUGGUGCUGGGUCUCCUCAUCCUCUCCAAGAAGAUGUGAUCCAUUACUGAACACGAGGUGCCCCUCUUACCCAAGGAAUUUGUAACAAGACUAGGUCCAUAGUGGUUCCUAGUUCUUCCUUCCCAGAGUAAAAGCUGCUUGAGACUUAGGAGUUGCUAUGGACUGAACCUUAGUUGAUAGCUGUUGUUUUUAGUCUGAAGUCCAAGGAAUGUGAUGCACUUGUGCAAAGGGAUCCAGAAGAGGUAGCUUUUAGUUGGUGUUUCAGAAUAGGGGGAGAGAGGAUGGGUACCAUGGAAUACCAAAGUGAAGGACUUAGUAUCAUUCAACAAAAUUUUCUCUUCUUUCAUAUCCCAAGUAGCUUCCAUUCCCUCACCUUUUCAAUCAGGAUUAUAAAUCUAAGCCUUCUGGUAAAGUAGAAAUGCUUUUUAAAAAGCUUUUAUUACUGAGGUAAUCGUUUUGAGAUGUAAAACUUAACUAGUUCUCCCUUACUAUGUUUGGGUGUUGAGAAGACCAUUUCACGGUACCAAGGAUUUCUACCUUGAAUAUAUUUGUUGGAGGUAGACAUACAGGGAGCCCUUCCCCUUUCACAAAUCACUUCACUCAAGAGACAUGUAAAAUGAUAAGCAUUCCCUCCCCAUACCAGAGACAGUGGCCAAAACAAACAAACAAAAAAAAAAACUGUGGGGCUGGGUAUUUCCCACAUCAAACCAGCCUCCUGGUGCUUGGAGGUUUCAUUCACUGUUACCUGCACAGGAUGUAAAAAAAAGAAAAGUCACAGUAGGCACUCUUUACCAGGGAAAUAAGGCAGUAUUUGAAUCACAAGAUAUAUUUUUUAUUAUCUGCUACCAUGGAUUCAAUGAUCUGUAGAGCUUUUUCACUCAUUAGCUGUCAGGGUAUGAAGGUCUGACAGCCUGUAAAGAUAAAGAUAUUUAUAUUUUUGUAUAGUUGUUUUCAUAGAUUUCUCAAAGGCUGAAGUUUUCAACCUAGAAGAUGAGAUUUGUAUUGAGUAUAGAAAUGAUGUUUCCUAUCUAGUUUGUAAAUAAUCAUGGUGCACUUGAGGGGUCUCUUGGAAACUCCUGGGGGCAAGAAUCACUAUUCUGAAAAUGUAUAGACUGGGAUUUAGCUGCUGCAUUUUGCCUUUCUUAAAUAAUUAUAUUUUGGAAUGUAACCCCUGUUCUGUCUUCACUGACAGGAUUUGCUUGUGUUGUGAAACAAUAACACAAGAGCUUCCAGUGCCUGGGCUGUGCCUAGGCAGUGCUGUUUCUUCUACAUCCCUUGCCUUCUUUAUCCCAAAUCCCACUCAGCAUAUCUUCAGAACCAGGUUGUGAAACCAACUUUGGAAUGGUCCUAGCCAGUGUGAAAUUAUUACCUCCGUGGUUGGUUCCCUUUCUAGUAACUCUGGUAAUAAACAGAUUGAAGAGGGUGGGAAAGUUUCCUCUGCGAAUUGCACCGGGAACACAUUCUUUGUUGGUUUUUUUAUGCUACUUGCCUUUCUUGACCUUCUCAUCAGCCUCCAGCCUUCCCACCUCUAAAGGUUACUGAAGGAGCUUGAAGUAGGUGAUGAGCGCCACUCAGCUUCUCAUUAUCCCUCCCACUUCUCUUUACCCAGGAGAUUUCAUUCAAUGCCUUAGCCAAGGAAUCCAGCACCUGUCUUCCCUGCUAAUAACUGUCCUUGGAGAUGCUAGUAGUUUAAUCCAGGUAUAGCAGUUUCCCAUUAUUUCUUUGCUUGUCUUGUCCUCAUGUUCCCUCCUGACUUUCCAAGGCUCUUAACGCUUUUGAGGGUCAGCCAAGGAGCAGGCAAGUGAGCGAGUAAUCCUCAGGAAAAGAAGGACCAUUCUGCUUCUGAACACUGUUCCCUUUUUUAGAAGAAAAUAGACAAAUAGGUAGUAUUCACUUCUUGAUGGGAAGAUAUUUGACUGUUUAUGGAAGAUGUCCAGAGAUAGAAAUGAGAGAUGAUCCAGUGUGUUCAAGGAAGGCUGCAAAUGUCAUUAUAAACCCCCCCCCCCCAUCCCAAUAAUGGUGUUUGCAAGACCUCUUAGAACUAGGGAGUUGUUAGGGCUAAUUUGAGGAGGGCUCAGUCUUAAAAACAAUCCUGCAGUCUUGAUAGAAAUCUUAAGUCUCCAAAAACUCCAACCCUUUAAACCUUACCCCAGGAGAAACUGAUCUAUGAAAAUUCAUGUGUGACUAUGAAAGAUGUAGUUGAGUGAGGAGUUGAGGAAUUGGGAGGGUAGUGAGCUCUCACCCUAACUAUAAGAAGCAUGAUCUCAGUAGACCAAUAAUUCGCCUUUUUAUACAUCUGUAAAUAAAUGGAAUGUUUUUAAGAAUAUAAUUAUGUCAGAUUUAGCUUUUUCUUUUAUAUAUUAAAUAUAUAUCUUUCUUUUUCUGCUUUUGAAAAAUGACUAUUUUUUUAGAAACCUAAGAACAGAAGAAGUUUGGUCAGUGGGAGAAUGUAUAAACUUGAAAUAAAUCAGUUACAAUAAUUAAA